GAAGAACCCUGAGCCCAAUCCCAGGGCCCCCACCUCACCCCCUGAUACAUGAGGAAAUGGAUGAACAGAAGAUCCUAGAACUCAUCAACAAGAUGAUAGAGCUGCUGACUGGAGAGGUUCCUAUAAGGUGUCAGGACGUGGCGGUGUAUUUCUCCAUGGAGGAGUGGGAGUAUGUAGAAGGACACAAGGAUCAGUACAAGGAUCAGGUGAUGAUGGAGGAUCAGCAGCCCCUCACAUCAGCAGUCAGAUCCAGUAAGAGAACAGCAGCAGAGAGGUGUCCCCGUCCUCUUCUUCCACAGGAUCAGCUUAUUAAUCUGGAAGAAGAUCUGAUCCAUAUUUAUGCUACAGAAAUAAUAGUAAAAGAAGAAGAGACAGAUGUGAGCAGUGAUGAGCAGUAUAAGGAGGACAUUCCUACUGGAAAAGAUCUGAUCUACAUUCAUGCUCCAGACAUAAUAGUAAAGGAAGAAGUGUGGACAGAUGUGAGCGGUGUUGAGCAGUAUAAGGAGGACAUUCCUACAGGGAAAGAUCUGAUCUAUAUUAAUGCAGACAUAAAGGAAGAAGAAGAGACAGAUGUGAGUGGUCAUGAGCAGUAUAAGGAGGACAUUCCUACAGCAGAUGACUGUACCAGGAGAUCAGAGGAGAAUCUUAUAUCUUCAUAUUAUAAAGAAGAUGAUGAUAUCACACAAGAUACAUAUGAAGAACAUUCCAUUAUCCCAGAUACACCCUCAGCCCUUCACAGACAAGAUCUGUCAUCUCAUCCUAUUAUACCCGUCCUGUCUACUGAUCCAUCACAGACUCACAAAGAAAAUAAUUCAUUUCCGUGUUUAGAAUGUGGGAGAAGUUAUCCUAUGAAAUUUCAGCUUGUUGAACAUCAGCGAAUUCAUGCAGGGAAGAGGCGAUUUUCAUGUCAUGAAUGUGGGAAAUGUUUUACCCGGAAGGCAGCUUAUUUUGACCAUCAGAGAACUCACACAGGAGAGAAACCAUUUUCAUGCUCAGAAUGUGGAAAAUGUUUUAGUCAGAAAGUAAAUCUUAAUCGCCAUCAUAUAGUUCACACAGGGCAAAAGCCAUUUUCAUGUUCAGAAUGUGGGAAAUGUUAUACCAUGAAAUCAAAGCUGGUUGCACAUUUGAGAAUUCACACAGGAGGAAAUAUCUUUUUAUGUAAAAAGUGUGGGAAAUUUUUUACUACGAAAGCAAACCUUGUUGAACAUCAAAAAAUUCACCCAGGUAAAAAGCCAUUUUCAUGUCAAGAAUGUGGGAAAUGUUUUACUGUGAAAACAAACUUUGUUGAACAUCAAAGAACUCACACAGGGGAGAAGAACUUUUCAUGCCAGGAAUGUGGGAAAUGUUUUACUACGAAAUCAAGUCUUUCUAAACAUAAAAAAAUUCACAUAGUAGAGAAGCCGUUUUCAUGUUCUCAAUGUGGCAAAUGUUUUACUCACAAAUCCGAUUUUGUUAAACAUCAGAGAACUCACACAGGGGAAAGGCCAUUUUCAUGCCAUGAAUGUGGGAAAAGUUUUUCUGUGAAAUCACGUCUUGUUUCACAUCAAAGAACUCACACAGGGGAGAAGCCAUUUUCAUGACCAGAAUAUGGGAAAUGUUUUUUACCCACAUAUCACAUCUUCAUAAAUACUAAAGAACUUGCAUAGUGAAGUAGCUAUUUUCUUUACUUUUUAUUUAUGUAUUUAUU
Hyla sarda is the source of this 1687-nucleotide messenger RNA. Its product is annotated as zinc finger protein OZF-like. The transcript has 5 exons. NCBI's taxonomy places the organism in Eukaryota, Metazoa, Chordata, Amphibia, Anura, Hylidae. The record is from RefSeq and is a predicted model, not a curated record. Bases 57 to 1580 code for a protein of 507 amino acids. Gene Ontology annotation, biological process: regulation of DNA-templated transcription.